Molecule: messenger RNA, 711 nt
Organism: Triticum turgidum subsp. durum (durum wheat)
Lineage: Eukaryota; Viridiplantae; Streptophyta; Magnoliopsida; Poales; Poaceae
Source: the annotation of a GenBank genome assembly
AUGGCAGCCGGGGCGACGGAAGAUGUGGAGCUCGCCAUCUUGGCCUUGCCCAAGAAGUCGUUCCACUGCGCCGCCUGUCUUUGCCCCCUCAAGCCUCCAGUAUUCAGGUGCGAGAACGAGCAUUUCGUGUGCCAGGCCUGCGGCGGCAACAGUGUCGACGGCGGCGGCGCGAACAAGCACUGCGGUCCAUGCGGGCGCGAGGUAUCCUACACCCGCUCCCGCUUCAUGGACGGCGUGGUCGACGCCUACAAGGUGCCGUGCCUCUACAAGGGACACGGCUGCGCCAUGGACGACAUCCCCUACCACUCGGCCGCCGACCACAAGGCCAGCUGCAAGCACGCGCCCUGCUACUGCUUCGACUGCCGCUUCGUGGGCUCGCCGGCCAAGCUCGUGCGCCACCUCGCGUCGCCGUCCGGCGCGCACGCGUGGCCCGUGGAGAAGAUCAAGGGCAACGCCGACGCGGACGCGGACGCCAAGCCUCUGUGCACGGGCGUGCUCUGGGUGGACGGCCCUCCGGCGCCCCCGCGCCAGCCGCUGGGGUGCAGCUUCAGGCUGAAGGCGACGGUGGCGAGCUGCUCCGUCCCCGGCGUCGUGGACAUGGACCAGGGCUGGCUCCACGCCCAUGUCAGCCCCAACAUGCUGCACGGCCACGGAGGAGAGUCCGGCGACUGCGAGCUUCAUCUGCGCCUUUGUCUCACUAAGCUAGCGUGA